Messenger RNA from Porites lobata, 18167 nucleotides. The record is from the annotation of a GenBank genome assembly. NCBI's taxonomy places the organism in Eukaryota, Metazoa, Cnidaria, Anthozoa, Scleractinia, Poritidae.
AUGGAAGCAAGCCUGCAAAGGGAGCUUAAGCGUAAGUAUUUUGUUGUUAUUCUCUUUCGUUCAAGAUAAUUUUUUAUUGUUAUGUUGUGUAUGAUUGCAAAUGGUUGUCAUUUAAAGUUAAGCCUCUAUGUCGGUUUGACUCCCUGCAAGCCACAUUCCCCUCAAGCCAUAUAUUCCCUGGGGACGUUCCAUGUUUUAUCCGCAGACCCCCCUUCCCGAAUUUUCGAACAGGGGGUUCGGAUUUUUUCUUUAAAGAAGCCAAAAAAAUUUGGACUGAUCAGACAAAAAUUUUCAGAAGGUGCUGACGAAAAGUAAACCCUUCGGAUUUCAUAUUUCAAAGGGUGCCAACAAAAAUUGAAGGGUUCGGACAUCCGAACCCUCCAAUUUUUGUCGAUUCCAUCCAUCUUUAGGGGUCACCUUAGUGUCUGUAUUAAUGGGGGUUUACUGUAUUUGGGUUGACUAGGAUUCUGAUAAAUAUUAUAUUGUAGUACUUUUUGCUCAUAAAUUGUAAUAUACAGCUAUAUAUUACUCUGACUUUAUUUUAAAUAGAGCUCAGUAGAAGAAAAUUAAAAGCUCAAGAGAAAGGAGAUUUAGCAGAAGAGGCGAAACUCUGUAAUGCCGUUGGAGAGUGGCUAUCCCAGUAUGGUAUGGAAGUUAUCUGACUGUUUAGCAUCACUAAGUUAAUUUUGUGUCUUGUAUCUUUCAAGGCUAAAAAAAACUUUUUAGCUAAGAACGUAAGCACAUCAAGCCAAACUUUGGCAUUUUUUGUCUUAACAUAGAGAACUCUUUAAAGUUCUUUUUACUUGGUCACAUUACUCUGCAUUUUUCAAGCAGAGUGACAAAAGGAUUCCUAAAGGUUUCCAUCCGAGUUGACCGCUAAACUUCUAGCUCAGUUAAAAUAGUGCUAGUCUGAUAAGUUGGUGCCGGUAGGUUCUAAUUCAACCAACAUAACCAGGGAAACAUUAACAUUUUUUGAUUCUUGUAUUUAUUUAGGUUACUUUGAGAAGGCUGUAAAGGAGCACACUAGGGAGGUACAGUUAUCUGAAGCAAGCCAGGACAGCAUUGGAGCUGCCAUUGCUCAUAGGAAAGUUGGAGAAUGUCUGUGUGCAUUGAAAAAGUACAAAGAGGCAUUGUUUCACCAGAAUUUACACCUUGAGGUAUAGUGGAAUCAUGGCAAUUUUAAGAGGCAGGAGUCCACUUCUUUCCUCUGCCCUAUUCAACACACUUUACUCUGUUUUUUUGAAUACAUGCAAACUUAUAGUCCAAAAGUCUGGCAUAAUCUCAUUUAGUAAAAUCCAACUAGUGGUCUAUUAUCAAUGCUGCGUUCUGAUUGGUUGAGCUACUACUAGGCUAUAUGUUAUAGCCCCCUAGUAGCCUCAUGGGCCAUUGACUCAAAGUCCAUUUAGGCUCAAGAAAUAAUUGUUAAAUAAUUUCUUAUUAUCAGUUGUUGUAGACCUUGUACAGUUUUUUUAACUUUUGACAUGGACAAGUAAUAGGGAAAGUCCACUGACACCGCUGGAAUGAGUGCUAAGAUAUUGCUUGGCAAAGUUGCAAAAGUUUACAGAUGUUUGUAUGGUAGAGGGCAAGUUUGUGCCCCCCCCACCACCAUACAAACAUCUGUAAAAUUGUGCGAGUUUGAGAAGCUAUAUCUUCGUUAGUUUUUAACAAAUAACUUUCAAACUUCGCAAUUUUACUAAUCUUAAGACACUCGUUUCAGUGGUGUUGACGGAUUUUGCCGAACUUGUCCAUGUCAAAAGUGAAAAAAAAAAAACGCAAUUUAAAGGUCUGUUACUUGUUUGUAAUCACAGCAGGAAACAGCGACGCAUUUUGCAAAAAUUCUAUCAUUCAAAAUAUUUUGCCGUUUCUAAUUGGCUGAUUCUUCACAACUAGGUGGUGCUAUGUUUGGAAGAUGUGAGCAAUAUCAAUAUGAGGGUAUAUUGCCCUAAUAUAAAUCUUGUUCCCAGGCAUUGGUGUAGAGGCUAGCUAUUUUGGCAUGAGUGAGUUCAUCGCUACCCACUACAAAAUUGCCGAAUAAUAGACAAGAGAAGUUUGAUGUCAUAAAAAUUGAAAUUUGUGGAAUUAAGGAUUGGUUGGCAUAUUCAGAAAGAACAAGCUAUCACUAAAGCUUUUGUCUGCAUGCUGAUAGGCAAAAAAAUAUUUUUGCAUGGCUUUGGCAUGAAAUGAAGGAUUAUGUAGAUCACUGAAGCUGUUAUUCAGUGAUACCGAAAUAACACCCUUCCCGUUCUUCAUAAUUCCUCACAUCAUACACAACCUUAUUCAAUAAUAAUGUUACUGGUAAUUAUCACAGAUGAUAGUGUUGGUAUGGAAAAAGCAAGCUGGACAAAAAAGGAAGUGAAUUUUAAGGGACUGCAAUCAAAUAAGAUUUUAAAAGGCCAAUCCUUUCCAAUUUAAAUUAAAUGAGAUUUCCCUCAAUUGUUUACUGAAAAUAGGUAUUCAAAAUGGAUGUCUAAACAAACUCUCCCUUCUUUUCUUUUCUUUUGGAAAGCUUGCUCAAUCUGCUGGAAGCCUUGUAGAAGAACAGAGGGCAUUAGCAACCAUUGGUCGUACAUGGUUUGUUCAUUCAGAUGAUGCAGCUAGCACCAAUGAAGUAGAGGAAUGCUUGCUUGAGUCUCAGAAAGCCUAUCUAAAGAGCCUGUCUGUUUGCGACAAACUACGAGAAUAUGUCUCAGAAAAAGAGCUGUUGGAAAUGAGGUCAAGAUUGUAUUUGAACCUUGGUCUUACAUAUGACACGCAGAAUGAUUCUACCAGAGCUAAGAGUUUUAUGGAGAAAGCCUUGAUCAUUGCUCGGUAAGUUUCUAGCCUCAGUCUCAGUUUAAGCAGGGCUGUCACUACUAACUUUUAGAUUAUAAAACAAGGAUUACUACAAGUAGAUUACUACAAGUAGAUUUCCCCAUAAUAGGUACUACUCGCUCGUAAAUCAGUGACAUUUUGGCAGGAAAACAUGAUAGCCCCUGUCUUUCUACUAUGAGUUUUUGUGAGAAUGUUUUAGUGGCAGAAAUAGGUUAUGAAAUGCUAAAAGUUUUUUGUUAUAAAUAGAGUUGUCUUAAGGGGAGCCACCUUGAAUCCUAUUGACUCUUCUUUGCAUAAGCUUUUUGAAACUUAAGUUUUUUGCUUGUUGUUUGCCUAGGGACCAAAGUCUUAAAGACACAGAAUACAGGUGCUUGUUUUCUAUUGGAAGUGUUCACAUGAAAUCUGAUGCAGAUGCACAUGCAUUGAGACGUUUUGAGCAGGCAUUGCAAGUGGCCAGACAUGGAAACAAAAAAUUUGAUGAGGCAGAUGCUUUGAACAUGUUGGGGAAGGUACUUCAUACAACAUGUAGUGAGCGAGUAAUACAUUUAAUGUCCUUUGGUUGAAAAUGUUCCAAAUAAAUACAAGCUUCAAGUUUUUGGCCAACAGUGUUUUCGAAGACUGUAGCCAGAAGGUCAAACAGUCAGAAGCUUUUCAUUAUUACAAAAUGUUUAACCAGUGAAGGUUUUGAAUCUUCAGCAGUGAGACAUAAAUGUUUUCUUUAUGAAGUAGAAUCAAUGGACAUAUAGCUACUCUAGUUAGUUUAAAGGAACAUACGAACAACUCAAACAAUAACACAACUAAAAGCCUUCUUUCUCCCACUAUUUUAGAUCUUCUUGAAACUGGGGGAAUUUUCAGCUGGUCGUCAAAAUUUAAAGAAAGCUUACAUGAUCAAUAAAGCCAAAAGGUCGGAUGAUAUGGAGGAAAUUAAAUCUAAUUUGGCUACAGGUAAUAUUUUUAUAUUGGCUGGAUACAUGCACACAUUCCUAUGACAGUAAUAACUAUAUAGUUUCCUUUGAUAGUUAAGUUACUGUUUAUGACCAAACAAGGAGAAAGUAGGGUAGAGACAAGUAAGUAAACAGCGCCAUCAGCAUCCAUUUUGGUGGACAACAGAGUUGGUUUCUGUUGCACUAAGUUAGGUCAAAAAAUACCGUGAAACAAGAAGGGCAAGUAUUUUUGAAAAAUUUCAAAAGUGACAGUUUGUGAUUAAUGUCAUUUGCCAAAUCAUGGCAAGAGAAAGGUUGCUGCUCACAAGCUGAAACUUGGCAAGUGAAAAGUGUACUGAUAAAAGAUUUUGAUUGACAGGUAAAAAUUGAUGUUUUCGUAGUUUCCAUGGCAACAUAAACGAUUGAAUACAACCUUAAAAUUUCACUUUUUCCCAGUUUACAUAAAAUUCGCUCAUUAGAUUUUCUUAUUAACUUUCACACAGCUUUCUAUAAUUUAUUAUUACCAUUUGAAACUUAUUUGACCAAAUUUUAACAGACAGGUUUUUAGAUAAUCAAUAAUUUAAUUGUACUGUAAUUAUUAAAUGUGUCACAAAAUUCGUCUGUUUAACUUCCAUUUUAAAAUUGUCAUUACUUAAAAUACGAUAAAAGGAAAAAUUCUGCCAAAUAUCACAAAAUUCUAAUGAAUAAAUUUUGAGAAAUAGUCUUCUGUGUACCGUUGCUUUUUCGCCGCCAUGUUUGUUUCAUUUAAACCUAAGGUCAUGGAAAAUGUCAUGGAAUUUAAAGAGCUCAAAAGAAUAUGAACCCUGUAAAAUACAGUCAUGAAGUAUUGUCAGAUAGAGGUAUGUUUACCUGUUUGUUGUGUGUUGUUUUUGUCUCAGCUAUCAAGGGAAUCAAAUUUCAAAGAAAACAUGCAAAACUCUCGGAAUAUCCUUUGGAUGAACAAUUGAAGAUAUUGGAUACACUUGGGGACCUCUACUGCAAGGCAAAAGCAUUCCAAAAAGCUCUUGGUUGCUACAAGAAAGAGGUAUAUUAACUCUCUGUCAUUUGGUCUCACAAGGUCAUAAACCUUAACCACUUCAGACCUGAACCGCCCAUAACCACCCAUGUGGAUCCAUGCCCCUUGUGUCCUUUGUUGACCUGAAAAAUCUGAUGAAAAUCUUGUUCCACUUCCCAACUGCACUUCCAUGUUUCCUAUAGAAAUGAUCUGAGGGAAAAGAAAAACUACUUCGAGUUAGCGGGAGGUUCAAGUCAUCAAGGGUUCGAGUUACCGAGGGUAAAAUUACAGUAAAUGUAUGACAGAAAACCAGGGGAACUCGAUUUUGGUUUGAGUUAAAGCGAGGUUGGAGAUAGUGAGGGUUCGAGUCAAUUGUAUAUAGUCUGGAGUUAAUCUUUAUUGUUAUCAUUAUCACUAUCAUUAACAUCAUAGUUAUCAUCAUCAUUAUCAUUUUUCACUACUAGUCUUGGUUUGAUUAUGGAUGUAUUGAUUUCAUUUCCUUAAAAUCAGUUCUUGAUCUAUUUUUAGCUUGAGCUGGCUAAAUUGGCAGGAAAGUCUCAUAAGGAGCUAUCACCAAUAUAUGUUUCGUUAGCAAUAACUUAUUUUGAUCUAAAGUGUCCGGCUGAUGCCAUCAACUGUUACAUGGAAGAGUUGGAAAUAAUGGAGGAGGACAAUUACAAAGAGGUGAGCCAUAAAUGAGAAUUAUAACUGCUGCCUUUUCGUUGUUAACAGCUAAACCUUUUGUGUGCUUGGAUGACAAUGCAAAAGAAGUGGUUCCUUUGUAAAAACGUCUUUCUCAGUGAACAGAUUUCAGAUUUUUUAAUUUUUUGCACCAUUGCAAGAAGUUACUACAAAAAUUACAAUACAUUACUAAAGUAAGAAAAAUAACAGAACAAAUUACAUAAAUUAUCAAAGGUUAAAUGUGCGCAGUGACCAAAGGAGCUUAAGCUUUCGAGUUGGUCACCUGCCACGAGCAGCUAACUGGUGUAGGCAUGUACAUAAAAAACUACAAGUAUGUAAAUACAUUGACACCUGAAUUAAAUAAUUAUUGAUGGACUCCAUUGUUGUAACCACAAAUCCUUGUUGCAGUUCUCUUUUUUUUUCUAACAUUGUGUUCUUGUCUUGUGUCCUGACUCUUUGUUUUUUCUAAACUCCUCAUGACAGAUGUGUGACACUUGGUGUAAUAUUGCUUAUGUUCAUGAGAAGGCAGGACACGAAUAUGAUGAAAUCAAAGAUGCUUACAAUAGGGCACUGGGAUAUGCUGAGGAGUCUGGCAAGCUCUCUUCCGUGGUAGGAUUUGUGGAACAAUACAUAUAAUUGUGAAACGUCCCUCAUACCCCUCCCCUAAUCCAACAUUUUGUCCUAUUAAAGGAGUUAGUGUUAACAUUGGGUUAGGGGAGGGAAGGGUGGGUAGAUUCCAAGAAUCUCAGGCUGGUGUAGAUUUUGUUAACUCUUUACACCCUAAUGGUAAUCAGCCUCAAUCGUCUCCUCCUUUUAUCCCUGGCAAAUCCAACAUUUGUUUUCCUUGCUUGCUACUUGCUUGUUACUUGUAGUGUUAUUAAAACUGGAAGUGAUUAUCUUUGAACUCUGUGUCACAGCUGAGAGUUUGGAAAUGCCUGGCUGACACACAGAAAAUUCUAAACCAGAAAGAUGAUUGGAAAAAGUCAUUUGACAAGGUUACAGAGCUUGAAAAUCAGUUAAGUAUGGGAAAUGUGAUUGAUGAUGAUGAUGAAGAGAGGAAUAGCAUUGAGGAUGAUGAUGAUGAUGACCUAAUAGAAAAAGAACUUCUUCUUUCUGAUUCAGGUAAGUGGUAUUAUAUUGGGUUUUUAAGCAUAUUUUCCUUUGCAAUGACUCCCGUUUGAGACUACAACCUGUUAAUGUUACAGCAGUUCACAUAAAUGUUUCAGCUGCACUAUCCUGAGGUGGAUAAGGGUCAACUUGGUUAGAAACAAAAAUAUUGGGAAAUUCACUUUGCACUGUAUUUGCUGUCCUGGCAUCACCUAGAUGCAGUUGUUUUGAGAAUGGCCAAAAAAAUUAAAUGUACCUGCUGAGUAAUAUUUAAGGAGUGUUGUUUUACUUGUUGUUUUCUUUUUUUGUCUGGAGGGAAAAUAGGGUAAUGAUUGUUUGUUUGUUCCUUCCUCUGUUCUAGAUGAUGAUUGUGAUGAUGAUGAAGAAGAGGUCGGUCCCAGAAAGAGGAAUAAUCCAGUUUCAUCAAGACUAAGAAGAAAACAGGUUUGUUGAAGACAAACAAUAGAUAACCUAGAUUAUUCACUGGUUUUCUUAGCCUCAGUUACUCGCAUCAGUCUGUGUACUGGAGGUUCAUUUAUUCUUAAGUGCAAUUUAUCCUUCUGCUUGCAGCGCAAACUUGUAAACGAGAAAGGUGAGACUCCACUGCAUGAGGCUGCUAUUGCUGGGAAUAUACAGCGAGUCAAAUCACUGUUAGAAAAGGUAUGGGUAAUUUGUUUCUGCUGUUCUUUAACAUCAAGCUUUCACUAGGCGUUGGUCCUGGGGUAGAAUAUAAGCUGUGAAAAGCCAACUGUGAAUGCUCCAUUAAAAGAUUUCAAAACAAAUCAGUAUAGCUACUAGGAUAUCUUUUCAAUGUACAUGGCUUCAACUGCUUUCACCCCUGAUGAGAGGCAUCAAGUCUAUUGUAAGCCAUUGCUGGUACAUGAUAAUUUAUGCAAUGCUGGUUAUUAGCAACAGAGCACAAACAUUUCCUGGCUUUUUUGGCCCAGUGAGCAAUACACUCCUAACGUACCAGACAAUGUUAAAGCUUGUCACUUAUAGAAAGAUUUGGGCACCCACAGUGGUGCAAAUUCACCUCUAACCUGUAUUCCAGUCAUUGCAAUAAAUGCAUCAUGGAAGUAAUCUUGCUGUAAACAUUUUUAUUAAAUAUCAUUUUUAAUUCUUAAGGGAGCUGACGUAAAUGCAAGGGAUUAUUGUGGUUGGCUACCCCUUCAUGAAGCCAGCAACCAUGGACAUACAGGUUUGUGAGACAGUUAAGUCCAUAAGGCUAAUAAAUGUCAUAAAUAAUUAUUUUAGCGACUUUCCUGGAAAGAAUGAACUUUGUUUCUCAACAUAUAUUUGUAUGUUAUGUAUCCAUUUUGUUCACUUCAGCCAUAGUAGAGAUGCUACUGAUGGCAGGAUCAAAUGCAAACGAUCAGAGUGGUGAGCAUUGUUCUGGUGUGACACCCCUUCAUGAUGCCGCAGCCAAUGGGCAUAUUGAAGUGGUGAAACUUUUACUGGCACAUGGUGCUUCCAUCAAUCUUAAGGAUAACAAUGUAAGUUUGCUCUCUCUCUGGUAUAGUGCUUAAUACGAAAGUUAUAAGCCAAAAAUUUUGAUAGCUGUCCCAAAUUUUACUUUGUCACAGCUGAGACCCCCUUUUUUAUUUGGUAAGGCUGCAUUCAGUAUGUAUACUGUAGAAAGGGGGGCAGGGGGUGUAAUUUUUCAUAUCCCUUUUCCCUACAAAAAAUUUUAAGAACCCCCUUUCCCCCCCAAAAAAAUCCUCUAAUAUUUUCAAAAUUUUGCAAAUUUCAACCUCAACAUUUUUGCAAAGCAAAUUCUUAUAAAAAAAGUGUAUAAUUGUUGUUUUUAAUUGUCAAAAAGGAUGAAAAAGAAAAUGUAACUUUAAAUGUAACAGAAAAAUAGCCUGGUCAAUUCAUUGUACAACUUUUAUGCCUGCUGUCCAUAACAGUAACAAAUGGAAGUGGGCAGAACUAAAACACAACCCACAACCAUCAUUUUACCAAUCACUGACAAUCUUGCAAUUAUUGAUUCUUCAGUUCAUCAUUAUGGGUAUGUCAUGUUGGACUUAAAGGUCUUCCCAGUUUUUACUUUCAUUUUGUUCCGAGCUCAUUCCAUUUUUGAUUAGUAUUAGGUUUUUGCUCUUGGUUGUCUUUUUAAUAUUAUACAAAUGAAUCAACAUUCACAUUGUUGGAUCUAACCCAAGAUGCUCAGAGUGUGGUUUGCACUUGGUUGUGUGUCAUCGUACUUUACGUUCAACAAAGGGCUACCACUGUCUGUCCAUUACCAUGGCAAUUACCGGUAAUUAAAAGGCCAUAAGAUCACCUAAGUAGACAUACUUGAUUAAGAUCGGGUCUUGGACAGUUUUUGAAAGUUAAUUCUUAGAAUUUAUUCGUAGGAACUCAAUGGAAAUGCUCAAGACUAAUGCACCUGUAUAUCUAUUUUGUUACCAGGGACGUACAGCAUUAGAUGCUGCCGAGGCAGCUCUUAAGGGGAAUGCUGGUGAAGAUGAUGAUGAGUAUACAAAAGGACGAAAAAAAGUAGUCAAAUUUUUAAGGCAAUCCUUAGUGCAAGGGGAUUGUUCUGGGAUAAGGAGAAGAAAUGUUAUUCAUGGUGAGGAUAAUGAACAAGAAGAUAAAGAGGAUACAGCUUCAAGUACUUUACAAAGAUUUAAUGAGAAGUUAAAAAAGAAAGAGCAGGAAAGGUUGAGAAGAAUGAAUAAGAAUUUGUGUGAAGAGAACCAUUCAGAGGACCUGGAAAUAAGUCCAACAAAAAGAUUAAGUCAACAACAAAUUUUUGUAAAUGAGGAUGAAGAUGAGAUAGAAAGCUUGUCUUAUAGUGAUAGGCCUGUUGGCCAUCCGAGUAAUUCACAGAACAGUUAUAGAAACCAUGGUGAGGGUAUUCAAACGUUUUCUGAUGGUAGUGACUAUGAAGGACAUGAUUUUGUGCAAGUCGAUUGCCCUUAUGCAUCUUCAGACUCUGAGAACACGGUUGAAAUGGCUACAGUAGCUGAUGAAAAUAAUGGAAAUACUUUCCAUUCAUCUUAUGUGGAUCCUGUAACUGGAGUGAGUGGCCUUUUACUGGAAUGCAAUACUGCAUGGCUUGUAGAUGAUGUUGGGCCAAAACCUGCAAAGCGUAAGCGCCCAGCAAAGCAAACAAAGCUAACAAGUGGAUCAACUGUACAGAGGCGGUCAACUGCUGCAAUGCCUCGGCCUGGGCUAAACAAUAAAAAAUCCAAACCCACGACAAUUUCAAGACGUAGUCCUGGCCUAAGCCUUAGUAGGCCAAAACAAGCAAAAUUACCUGUAUCAAAGGAACCCAGAACAUGUCAAACUGCAUUCUCUUCUCAUUCAAUGGUGAAUAAUGCUUCAUCUCCAGUGACUGCCAGAUCAGAUGUCAAUAUUACCAAUGUUACAACAGGAACCCCAAGAACUUAUUCCCCUGAUAUAGCUUCCAGGCUAGGUCUGUUGCAAGCAGGUACCCCACCCAUGCGCCUUAGAGUACGGGUUCAAGACAAGGUGUUCUUGAUCCCCUGUCCACGGAGUAAUCAACAGGAAAGCAAGAAUAUUGGUUGGCUAGCUGAGCAGGUAGUGAAUGUUUCAGUUGUUCUUUUUUCCUCAUGCCAUAAGAUAGAAGGGCAUUAUAAAACACAUUGAGAAUUCCAUUCAUUGUAAAACACAUAGAGAAUUCCAUUUUUUCAAAGGGAAAUAAAUGACAAAAAAAAGUUGGAUAUUUUAUGACACUUUAUGUCUUGUUUAUCACCCUCUUUAUAUUUAAAUCAAAGGUCAUUAAUUUCAUCCAGAAAAGGGUUGUAAAUAUGUGCAGUUCUUUCUAAAGGCUCAGUUUAAUUCUGGUUUUGUUGAUGACUCAUCUGUGUGGCAGUUUCACUAAAACAGACAGUUAAUAGCCUGUAGUCACAUUUUAGUGCUAAAUGGUGUUAAUGGACCUCCAAAAAGGGAAAUGUAUCGGUUUCUAUAGACGUGGCCUUUGUGAGUUCAUUUAUGGGCUGAUGGUUGCUGGGAAAAAUCACAUUUCUUGCCAUUAAGAAUUGUCAGUCUGGAGCCUGUUCAGAUGCUGGCGGGUCACAUGAGCAUUAACUUAUCUGCGUCUGCAUUUUCAGGCCUCACUUCGAUAUUUUUCCAGUGUUGGGUUGCGACCUGUUUUAGCGUUAAAAACAAGUGAGGGAGCCUUUAUGUCCCCAGAGGACAAAAUUGUUGAUGUACUUUCAAGUAACGAGGAAGUUAUAGCUUCUGUGGAAUCGUGGGACCUGCCUACCUUGUCUGAGAGGUACCGUGACGCUUGCAUGAACACAAAUACAGGUAAGUUGAUUUAUUAGUUUGUAUAACACAUAGUUCAAUAUAUUUUUAAGAAAAUAAAUUUUCUGUGUAAUGAUUUAUCUAGUAGGCUCCUUUGCGGAUGGCAUUUUUACUGAUCUGACAUCCAUGAGGGUGAGUCAGGGCUCAAUGUCUCAUGGGCCAAUAAUAAAGGAAAACUUUGACUUUGUCACCCAUGUUGUAUAAAAAAUUUGUUUUUUUGAGUAAACUGCAGGUGAAUCUCCUUGACUUUAUUCGGUUUCUUCUUAAGCAUGCGUACUCGCAGCUUGCUCUUGAUUCGUCGAAAUUAUCAAACAUUCUAAAACAAAAGUGCUAGGGAUUCGGUCUCGUAAUUUCCUCAGUAUUUUUUAUGUGUUUACAACUCCAAAUGAAACACUUUUUGUCUCUUAUUUGGUUUUGAAAAUUGUAAUAGUAGUCCAUGAUGUAGAUCCUGACAUUCUGACAUCAAAAGCCUGCAAGAUAAGGAUGCAAAUGAAAAGAGAAAAGAAAUUUUAGGCUAUAAUGUUCCCUUGCUAGUCUUGGUCUAAUAGAUAAUUUACUAUUUAAAUUGACUAGCAACAAGACCAGAUGUUCUAUCCAUCCUUGAAGCUGAUCCUCAGUUGUCAAGCCUUACUUUAUCAAACAAAGCUUUGCAAGAUGUCCAUGUACUCCCACUAUUCAGAGCGCUACAAUGCAAUGAUGUACUUACUAAGCUCAUGUUGCCUGGCAACAGAAUAGGUAAGUACCGGUCUCGUCCUUAUCCACCACUACUGUGUGAAAAACAGGGCAAAGGUUAUCAUGCAAUGGCUCAUCUUUUUCAGUGGCAUUGUGUGUGAUGCGGGAGUUCCUAGGGAUCCCACAUUGAGGGAAACGUAUCCAUGAGGGAAUUUUCCAAAAAUAUAGGCAAAUAUUUACUUCUUAGCAAAGAGCGUUAAAAUUCAAAUGUUGUUUUGUCAAGGGGGGUGUUAAAUGGAGAUCAUUCUGUUAUACAUCUGAAGAAUAUAAAAAUACAAAAACGAACUGGCUUAAUGAACUCAGGACUUAUUUGCCACUGAAAAUUGGUGAAUGGUGAAAAAUAUUUUGCCCAGGCUUAUUAUUUUAGCAAGCUUUAAAACCUUAAAUUUGGUACCACCUUAAAAAUCUUAGUUUUUGAUUCAAUUUCUGUAGUUUUUGUAUGUAAGUUUAUUAAGACAUCAUUUUUUUAUUUGUUACAGGUGAUUCUGGUGUUCAGCAUUUGAUAUCAGCAAUUCCCACCCUCCCCUCCCUCGCUAUGUUGGACUUGACUUCCAACGGAAUCACGCAUAAAGGGCUGUCCCUUAUUGCCAAUGCAUUAGCUGCAAGAGAUUCAACAAGGACAGACACACAACAGGUAUCAAGUUUAAAGGGUAAUUGUCCAUCAUGCCCCACUCUGCCAAAUAAGCUCAUGGCUCCCGCCUUUUGCAACCAUGAAAUAAAAAGCAAGAACAUAGCAAAUGGUUUGAAACAAAGGGCGUAAUUACACAAAUGAAAGUAGGUUACACACUAAUCACACUGACUUACGCCAAAUUUUGUGUAGAUUUGUACAUGUGGCUUCAACUCACAUUGUCCAGAGUUUGUUUUUAUGGGAUUGUGUUUUCCUCAUACACAAACUCGAGCCUAAAUAUUUGCAGCAAACUUUAUUUUAGAAAUACCGUAAAAUUCCGAAAAUAAGCCCCGGGGCUUAUAUUUUUCAAAGGCCCUUUUUGAGGGGCUUAUUUUUGGAGGGGCUUAAAAAAAUUAUUCGGAGGGGCUUAUCUACGGAGGGAAAUUUGUGUUUUACAAUCGAUUGGGCUAACCAUAUAGUUGGAAGUAAAUUUACCGUUUUUGCUUUGUUUUACUUUGUAUUUGAGGGCAAUUUUCCAAGUACAAGCCCCCGCGGGGCUUUAAUUUGGAGGGGCGAUUUAACGGAGGGUUUUUUGUGUGACCAGAUUGGGGGGGUUUUAUUUGGAGGGGCUUAUACAUGGAGGGGCUUAUUUUCGGAAUUUUACGGUAGCCUGACGUGUUACUCUUUUGUAUUGUAGGAGACCCCUCUUCAGAAACUUGAAGAAUUCAACAUCAGCUACAACUGGCUGGGAGACAGUUGUGGCAGUUCAUUGGCUGUUAUUCUCAAAAGAUGUCCCAUUCUAAAUGCUCUAAAACUUGAAUCAUGUGGUCUUACUGGUCAACUUGCCGCUCAAGGGAAAGAGUUUGCUCUAGCUCUGAAAGGUAAAUAUCUCAAUUUUUAAAAAGCUCAGAUUAUCUCAUAUUUUGUUAUUUUUUUUUUUUGUAUUUUAUUUAUUUAUUUUCUUUUUACAGGUAUAGUACAAACAACAUACAGAUCGAAACAUACAAACAUUACAAAAUUUACAACAACUACCUUAAUUACAAAAAAAAAAAAAAAAAUAGAAAAAAGAAUAAAUAAAUAAAAAGCUACACUGCACUACACUACAACGCUUACAUAACUUAUUCGACUUGAACUUAAAAUACAGAGUAAUACAGGGAGUAUUAGAAAAACGAAGUUUGGAUAACAGCUACUGUUGUAUUAAUGGGAGUAACGGCUUCCAUUUUUUAUCAUGGAAAUGGAUUUUGUUGUUUCUUUUCGCGAUAAAACGUUCGCUUUGAAACGUUUUUUUAAAUUUAUCGACUAACAGUCUUACACAUAAACAGCCCUUAUUUAACUUACAGCGGUAAAUAAAAUAUUUGCUUUCAAGAAUGAUGUAAUUGACUGAAAUGUGUGUGUGCUGAAAGCUUCGUUAUAUUUCUUUUGCGCUGUUGGUAUACUGGAUAUCUUAGAAACAAAACUGUCAUAUAAUGACUUUGAUUUAAGAUUUUGGAAAUUGACUUUUUUCCCUUCAAUACGCAACUUGAAAUCAGUUUGGAUUAGAUCAUGAGUUUUUGAAGAGAUAGAGUUUUUAUUUGUUUUUAAUAUUUUGCGCCAUUCUUCAGGAAAAGCAUUGAAGAGACUGAAAAGUAGAAAAUGUUCAACUGGUGAGAGAGUUGAAUAUAAUGGUUCCUUGUUCGACUUGAAACCUCCCCACGUGUCGUAGAGGUCUCCAAUUUUUACAAUUCCAAGAUCAAUCAGCCUACUGUUAUAGACUGACUUUGAUUCAAUACAAAUAAACUGGUUGUUCCAUAUGACCUGAUUUGCUAUUUCAGAGGAUGAGGAGGGGUUGUCUUCAUUUAAAAGGGUCCACGCCACAAUGCAUUCUUUGUAAAAUUCUGGAAGAGUUACCGGUAGUUUAGUGUAGUUAAAAUUGCAAUGAAACAAGAAUUUUCCCCCUACUUUCUUAAGAUAAAAAUCCAGAAAAAACUUCCAGCCAGCGGGGUCAAUGGAGAGAUAUCUCUUAAUACAAAUUAUUCUUUGGGCAGAGAUCAUGGACUCAAUGUUAGGCAUUUUCAAGCCUCCUUUAUCAAUAGGGUUAAUAAAAGCUCUGCGCUUUACUUUAUCUUUUCCCUUCCAAACAAAGGAAUAUAGCAAAGUAUUUAUUUUUUUGAUAAACUCUUCUUUAUUUGAAAUGAGAACAACCCUGUAUAAAAUCUUUGGUAUGGCGAAAGACUUGAUCACUUGAAUUUUUCCAAGUAGUGUAAGACCUCUCCAGCUCCAGCUCUUCAGCAAUCCCCUCAGAGAUUUCUCGAUUGAUUCAAAGUUAAGCUUAUAAAACAGUGCGUGAUUAAAGAUGAAAUGAACCCCUAGGAUCUUUAUGGCCUUACUUAUUUCAUUAACACCUAGUUCUGAGCUGUUUACUUCCAUACUUCCUAGUAGAAGAAUUUCCGUUUUGUCGUGAUUGACCUUCAAUCCGGAGUAUGUACUAAACAGAUCGAUAGUAUCAAAAAGGGUGCGAUGCGAAAAUUUGUCCCUAACAAAUGAUGUCAUAUCGUCAGCGAAUAUAACUAAUUUGAUUUCGGAACCAUCCACCUCAAUACCCUUAAUUUGAUCGUUAUUACGUAUGGAUAAUGCCAAUAAUUCAAGUACUAUUAUGAAAAGAGAUGGCGAGAGUGGGUCGCCCUGGCGAACACCCGUUUAACAUUGAAAGAGGGGUGGAAAAACCAUUAUUGAAAACACAACUUGAUAUAUUAUUAUAAAACGUCUUGAUCCACCCCAAGAAGGAUUCUCCAAAGCCAAAGAACUCUAGCGAUUUGUGGAGGAAGUUCCAAUUUAGAGAAUCGAAGGCUUUCUCAAAAUCAAUUGCAGUCAUUAUACCUUGGUAGUCUCAAGAUUUUAGUAAAUUCCAACACAUCGCUUAUCGUGAUUUAGUUGCAUCAAAAUUGUUCGUCCUUUUACAAAGGCAUUCUGGUCAUAAUGGAUAAUAUGUGGUAGGACAUUUUCUAGCCUUUUAGCGAUAGCUUUUGAGCCAAUUUUAACAUCAACAUUUACCAGGGAAAUCGGUCUCCAGUUUUUUAUCCAUCUCCUAUCUUUGUCCUUUUUCUCAAUUAAAGUUAUUACGGCUUGCUUUUGCGAAUGUGAUAAUUCACCAUGAAAAUACGCAUAAUUUAAUGAGUCUACUAGAAAUGUUCCGAUUUCUGACCAUAUUUUGUUAUGGUUAUUGAUUAAUUGGAAACAGAACAUCAAGUCAUUCAUUUCAGUUUGUAAUCAUACUCAUUCUUGAUUAAGUCCGAUUUUGUUAAUCACCCAAAUUGAACUCCGCUCAGUGCUAUUACCACUAUUAAUCUAAAAAGCAUUCCUAAUCGUUGUUUAUUUGUGUCCCUACUGUUAGCUUCUCAUCUGAUUCAUCUCUCCGUGGCAUACAAUACCUUUGGUUCUCAAGGAAUAGGAAACUUAAUUAUGGCACUUCCAUGUGGGUCACUGCGUCACUUAAAUAUGAGCUCAACCAUGGAUGAAACAGGAAAUCAAGGACUUACAAAUCUGGUUGAUUUCAUGGAAGUAUGUGAAUAAUUUUAAGUUGAAAUUAAUGCUGAAUAACUCGGGCAAAAACAUCAUGUAAUCAGCAAAAUUAGAAAUCACAUUGAUAUUCAGAGAUUAAUAAUUGAUUUCUUUUGUAUUCUUCCUCUCAGCCUUGGAACUAGGUAUGAAUUUUGAUAAGCUUAAUAAGGCAAUGAGGCAAAGUGAUGAACUUAAUUCAUCCAUUUCAUCAGAAAAUCAUUAUACUGUGUGCAUGAUCAAAUGACUAAAUAUUACAUUUUUAUUUAAAAAAUUUUUGGCACAGGUAAGGUGGUUCUGAGCUCCCUCCAUACAACUUUUGGCAUACCUUGUGAAACGUUUAUUAUAAAAAAAUGGUGCUCACUAGAAUUGAUUAGUGUCUGUAAGAACCCAAAACUGAAAUUAAGGGCAUUUAUUUAAGGGCAUUUAGUAGUACUGUUGCUAGGUUAAUCGUCCACCUCAGUGAAAAUCAACUAAACUUGAUUUACUAAAAUAAAUAAGAAAAUAAACUAAAUGUCCGUUAUUUACCUUUGGCAGUGUUUAUAGCACUAAUGCUAGUGGGGUCAAGCAAGUGACUGAAACAAAUAACUAAGAAUUUAAAUCAAACAUAAUAGGGUUAAGAAUCCCAACUGGCCGGAGGUAAACCAGUAGAAAAUUUACAGCGUGGUCGAGGAUUUGAACUCAGAACUACCGAGAACAAAUCCAACUAGCAGUCAGGGUGCGACUUGAACUCGGGCCUCCGAAUUGCAAGUCCAUCGCCCUAACCGCUCAGCCAUGCUGCCUGCUUAUGAGUGGACAUGUAUCUUUUGGUAUUUUUAUUACCUUCGACUUCAAAAUGGUUGUUAGAAAGUCAGUUAAAGCCACCUAAGCUACCAACUUGUGUUUCUAUUAGAUUUCCUCGACAACAGUUGAUAUAUAAUAAAUUCCUAUUUUCUAUGUCACAGAGGAGUAUUUUUCCUUUUUUCAGGGGGAAACCUGUGUUCUUUCUGAUCUGAUUCUCGAGGAUUGUCACAUUGAUGACAAACUGCUAGAGUCCUUACUGAAGGCCAGACGCAUGACCACUGGACUGCAGCAUUUAAAUCUGAGUUGCAAUAACAUUGGAAAGAAUGGGAUUCCUUUACUUGCAAGGUUAGUCUUACAGAGCUUUGUGUUUCUUUUUUAUGGACAUGUUCUAAGAUAUUAAACAAAGGACUGGACUUUUUUCCCUGUUAUCAGAGCUGUAAACCAGAUUCGGUCACUAGAAAAUGUCCAACAAAUAUUUGUUUGUGUUUAAUGCCCACCAGAUGUCACUAAAACAGGGAACAGGUAGCAGGGAAUGAGCUUGGGGAGUGAGAAAAUGAAAAUGGGAAAAAACAGAGAAUAGGCCAUUUUACAGUUAUGGAUGGAAGCAAGGCUGAGGGUGACCUUGUUUUGAUACAAACCUUCCUGCUUUAUUAUGUAAAUCAAGUUAUUCUUAUGCUUACUAGUAUUUUUCAAGAACAAUUUCCAUAACAAAGCAAAGAAGGUUUGUAUCGAAACAAGGUCACCCUCACCUUCGCUUCCAUCCUUAACUGUAAAAUGGCCUAUUGGAAGUGAAGUUACUGAUAGGGCUAAGGUUCAAGGUAGGUUUUGUUCUCAUUUUUCAUUUUUCAUGGUUUUCACUAAGAAUUCAAGUAACAGGAGAAAGUAAUAACAUUACAGGAGAAUAUUUUGAAAGGGGCUUCACGUCUGAAUAAAAAAAUAGCCAUAGUCUACCAAACAUUUGCCGGAGAAUUUUCCGAUAACUGAUACCCAAUGAACACCCUUAUUCAUGCUCUGGUUCCUGUUCCCCAUUUUCAGUAACAUCUGAUGCCUACCAGAGUAGGGACAAGGUGGCCAGACAGAUCAAUACUGAAGCAUCAUGUCUGACAAUGUCUCUGGUUUUUCCAACUAGAUCAGUGAUCUGGUCAGAUAUAAUUUCUUUUUUUCUAAAAAAAAUAUAUGCAGGCCUAUGCUUUAAAAUAAGACCACUUUCCCAAGUUUUAAAGGUCUAAUGUCGCGUUUAGAAGAGCAAAGUUCAUUACUUUAUGAGUGGCCGUAGCACACAAAAUGAUAUGCAUGAGAAUGUUCUGCUUUUAAAUGAAUAUCCUCUUUAUCUUUUGGGUAUUUUUUUUCCUUUAGGCUAUUGAAUGAAACUGGGUCCAAACUAUCAAGUCUCAUUCUCACUGGAAAUACAGACGUGGGAACUAUCGAAGCGGCAUCAUUAUUAACAGCUGUUAAGGACAGCAGAACACUUCAAACACUGAAUUUGUCAGCGUGUGGAGUGAAGUCUCCUCUUGGUGUGACAUUUUUUGAUUCUUUUAGAACUUUGGCAUCUCAAAACCUUGGUUGUUUGAAUAAGCUGGAUCUGUCUCAUAAUCUUUUAACUGUUACUGAUAGAGAGCAACUGGCAGACAAGUGGAAUUCCAGCUGCUCAGAAGACAACUUUGCUUGUUUGGAGAAUACACUUUGCAUGUUUACAAAAUAA